ACACACAUGCACAGGUAAAUUAAUUUAUCAAAGUAUGAUUCCAAGUUUGGGACUUUUGGUAGAGAUAAAACGAACAAAAUACAUGUAAGCUUGGUUUUUUCUAGAUUUUUGAUGUUAACAUCCGUGAUGCAUAAUGAGUUCAGUGCAAAUGUUGCAAUAGUUUAUUUUAGAAAAUAUGCUGAAACUCAACUUUGCGUUGUUAUAAUAUCAACUAUCGUGUUGUUAUGAUUGAUAAACAUAAAUAUGAAGACUAUUUCUCAAUCCCACUCCGCUAUCUGGCGAGAUCCGCUCAGUAUUUUGUCUGUCUCUCUGUGCCUCAGUAAAAUGGCUGUAUCUCGCGGAGCCUCGUGCUGGUUUGAUCAGUUUCUCGCUCUCAGUCUCGUUCUGUAACAGAACCCCCUCCAAAUUCUGUGUCGGUAAAAUUCAUUCCCGGUACGUGAAUUUUUAUUUGUCCAGUAACUUUUAAUUCGAAGCGGAGUCGGGAGUGGAGCCCGGAUUCGGUCCGGGGUUGGGGGGGAAUGAGCCGGGACACGGGUAAAUUGUUAUGAAUAAUUGCAUUUAUAUUCAAUGCGAUUGAGCGUUUGAUUGUGACCGACUCGCAGCGAAAGAGGGAGAGCGAGGGGGUAUCAUGGCCGCUCAGGUCGCCAGCGCCGCCACUCUCAAUACGAGUCCGCCUGCCGAGCUAAAAAAACCGGAUCGGGACCCACAGGAAGAAACGGUACCGGGAGAGAAUCAGCAGGAAAAUAAGGAAGCGGGAUCCGAGAGCGGAUCUCCGGGACGGAAGGAGUUGCAGGACGGGGCCGAUGUUGGAAAUGUAGGGGGAGGAGGCGAUGUUGAGAUGAAGAACGGGAACGGGAAUCCGUCCAGAGUGAAUAAUAAUAACAGCCAGAAUGAUUCCGGGGCGCCGGAAGGGAAUAGCCACCCCGGGAUGGCACACCACCACUCGGCCGCCUACCCUCCACCUUCUUACGGUUACAAUCAGCACUACGGCCGGGGCCCUUUUCAUCAACAUGGCGGACAACAAAGCGCUGGCAUGGCAGCUCCGGCGGGCCCGCUCGUGCAGCCGGGCGGGAUGAUGGACUCGUAUCAGCCCAACUCGCACGAACACGGGUACCCCAACCACCAGUUUAACAGCUACAGCCCUUUCCCGAAUCGGACUCCCUAUCCGGGACAAGGGUACACAAUGAACUCCCCGCGAAACAGCCAGCCUCCGGCGGCCGGGGGCCAGUCAGCCAAACAGCAGCCCGCGGGAGGAGCGACAGCUAUGGCUGCAUCGUACAAUAAUCAGAGGUAUAAUAUGGGGAACCCUCAGCCCACGUCCACCCCGACCCUAAAUCAGCUACUAACCUCUCCGAGCUCCGCCAGGGGAUACCAGAAUUACCCACCGAGCGACUACAGCAACCAGGAAGGGGCUAGCAAGGGACCAGCCGACAUUGGCAGUGGCAGCCAGUACGGUGGGGGCCACCAGGUUUGGCAACAAAGGAGCCAUCACCCGUCGCCAAUGAGCCCCGGGAGCUCGGGGCAGCCGCUGAGCAGGACCCAGCCUGCCGGUUCGAUGGAGCAGAUGGGGAAGAUGCGGAGUCAGGGGUACGGGGCGGGGAACCCCUACUCCCAGCAGCAGCCGGGGGCGCCCCCUGGCGCCCAGCAGGGGUCCACGUACCCGGGCCAGGGCUACGGGCCCCCCGGGCCCCAGCGGUACCCCAUGGCCAUGCAGGGGCGCACCCAGGGCAUGGGCCUACAGUACGGCCAGCAGAUGGCGGGUUACGGACAGCAGAGCCAGGGGCCCUACUACAGCCAGCAGGCCCAGCCCCCCCACGGGAGCCAGCAGGCCUCUCCGUACCCCCAGGCCCCCCCAGCAGGGCAGGGCCCCCAAGCCCCCUACUCCCAGCACCACGGGUCCCAGGCAGCGUACCCCCAGACCCAGGGGCCCCCAUCCUACGGCCAGCAGCUGCCUCAGUCCGCCCAGCCCCCCUAUGGCCAGCAGGGCCCCCCCUCACAGCAGGGCUCUCAGUCCCAACCCACCUACCCCCCGGCCACUGGCCCCACUCCCCCCCUGCAGCAGCCAGCCCCCCAACCACAGCAGCAGCAGCAGCCCACUCAAACCCCCACCCCCCAGUCCCAGCAGCCCUCGGGACAUGGCCCAUCCCCCCAGGGCCACACCCCUUACGGCCAGACCCCCCCACCACAACAGCAACAGCAACAACAACAACAACAACAACAACAACAGCAACAACAACAACAACAACAGCAGCAGCAACAGCAACAACAACAACAACAGCAGCAACAGUCUCCAUAUCAGAGAUUCCCUCCUCCUCCACAGGAGCUAUCCCAGGAUUCCUUCAGCUCCCAGUCAAGCGCUCCUCCCUCCAACCAGCCCAUGGCUUCCAACAAGAGCAGCACUGAUGAUGUCACAAUGCAGGGCCGCCCGUCCAGCCUCCCAGAUCUGUCGGGCUCCAUCGAUGACCUGCCCACGGGUACGGAGGGGGCUCUGAGCCCGGGCGUGAGCACCUCGGGCGUGUCCAGCAGCCAGGGCGAGCAGAGCAACUCCGCCCAAUCGCCCUUCUCCCCCCACACCUCGCCCCACCUGCCCGGCCUGCGCGGCCCCUCCCCCUCCCCUGUGGGGUCCCCCGCUAGCGUAACACCCUCCCGCUCCGGGCCCCUGUCCCCCACCGCCGUGCCAGGGAGCCAGAUGCCCCCCAGACCCCCCAGUGUGCAGUCAGACAGCAUCCUACAGCCAGCCAUGGCCCAGGAGAGAGGGUUCAUGCAGAGGAACCCCCAGAUCCCUCCGUACGGGUCGCCCCAGCCCGGACCCGCCUUAUCUCCACGCCAGUCCUCAGGAGCCCAGAUGCAUGCUGGGAUGGGGCCUUAUCAGCAGAACAACUCCAUGGGCAACUACGGGCCCCAGGGUGGACAGUAUGGGCCCCAAGGUUACCCCCGGCAGCCCGGCUACAGUGGGAUGCCCAACGCCCAGUACCCGGGCCCUGCCAUGGGCGGGUCUAUGAACCCCAUACCCGGCCAGGGAGGGGGGGCACCCUACGCUGGCAUGCCCCCUGGCAGGAUGGGGCCUGGCCAAAUGGGCACUCGCCCCUACGGGCCCAACAUGGCCCCCAACAUGGCCCCCAACAUGGCGCCCAACAUGGCACCCAACAUAGCGGCCAACAUGGCCCCCAACAUAGCGGCCAACAUAGCGGCCAACAUGGGCCCCAACAUGGGCCCCAAUAUGGGCCCGAAUAUGGGCCCUGGCAUGGGCAGCAUGCCCCCUCAGGUGGGCUCGGGGAUGUGCCCCCCCCCAGGGAGUCUCAACAGGAAGGCCCAGGAGGCUGCUGCAGCCGCAAUGCAGCACGCCGCCACCAACUCCAUACACAACAGGCCUCCUGGGUACCCCGGCAUGUCGCCGGGCAUGAUGAGUAGUGGCUCCCCUUACACACCCAGCCUGAACAGCAUGCCUGGCAUGAUGACCCCCCAGGGGUCCCCGUACCCCAUGGGCGCAAACAUGACCAACAACUCCGCAGGUAUGGCCCCCAGCCCCGAGUUUGGCCUGGACGUGAAGCUGAAUCAGAAGAUGAACAGCAGAACGGACGGGACCCCCAAACCUGAAAGCAAAUCCAAGAAGUCCAGCUCCUCCACAACGACCAAUGAGAAGAUCACCAAGCUGUAUGAGCUGGGCGGGGAGCCAGACAGGAAGCUGUGGGUGGAUCGGUACCUGGCCUUCCUGGAGGAGAAGAGCAUGGCCAUGAACAACCUGCCGGCCGUGGGCCGCAAACCGCUCGACCUCUUCCGCCUGUACGUCUCCGUCAAGGAGAUCGGGGGCCUCACACAGGUGAAUAAGAAUAAGAAGUGGCGAGAGCUGGCCACCAGCCUGAGCGUGGGCACGUCCAGCAGCGCCGCCAGCUCCCUCAAGAAGCAGUACAUCCAGUGUCUGUACGCCUUCGAGUGCAAGAUCGAGCGCGGGGAGGACCCACCCCCCGAAAUCUUCACAGACAACAAGAAGAACCAGCCCAAGAUCCAGCCUCCGUCCCCAGCUGGCUCUGGGUCACUGCAGGGACCCCAGACCCCCCAGUCCACCAGCAGCUCGAUGGCCGAGGGGGGAGACCUGAAGCCCCCCACCCCUGCGUCCACCCCUCACAGCCAAAUGCCCCCUAUGCCUGGGGUCAGGAGCAGUGCAGUCAGUCUGCAGGACCCCUUCUCCGACAGCAGCGACCCCGCCUUCCCCCGCCGAAACUCCAUCACCCCAAACUCUGGCUUUCAGCCCGGCAUGGGGACCCCCGAAAUGGGCCCCCGCAUGGGCCCCUACGAGCCCAACAAGGACCCCUUCACCGCCAUGAGGAAGGUAGGGGAGCAGUUCAUGCCCGCAGUACAGGGCUCCAGCAGCAGUAUGGGGGAGCAGUACAGCCGUGGGCCGCCGGGGACCAUGGGAAACAUGCCCAUGGGCCAGAGGCAGCAGUACCCAUACAGUCCCGGGUACGACCGGAGGCCGGAGGCGGGGCUAGGACCAGAGGGCAGCAUGGGGACGACGGCACCACAGCCAAACCUGAUGCCUCCCAACGCCGACGCCGGGAUGUGCUCGCCCAACCGCUACCCUCCGCAACAGCAGCGGCAUGAUUCCUAUGGUAAUCAGUACCCUGGCCAAGGAGCGCCCCCUGCUGGCCCGUACCCCAACCAGCAGCCAGGAAUGUAUCCACAGCAGCAAUCGAGCUACAAGCGGCCGGUGGAGGGGGGGUACGGGCCCCCAGCGAAGCGGCACGAGGGGGAGAUGUUCAGCGGGGCGUUCAGCGGGCCCCCCCAGCAGCAGCAGGCAUCCGGGGUGCCCCCCCCUCAGCAGGACAUGUACAGCCAGUAUGGCGGGGCCUACCCAGGCCCAGGCCGGGCCCCAGGACCACAGAGCCAAUUCCCCUUCCCCUUCGGCCGGGAGCGGGGCCCCAGCACUGCGGGGCCCAACGCCCAGCCCCCCCUGGGCCCCAUGAUGGGCAGCCCCAUGCAGCCGGCCCCCGAGGGGCCCCAGGGCUCUGUGUGGCAGGGCCGCAGCGAGAUGAGCUACUCGGGCUUCCCCGGCCGCCCGGGCGCGGCUGGCCCUGGGGGCCCCGCCCAGGGCCCCGCCUUCCAUGGCAUGAGCCGCUCCGACGACAUGAUGGCGGGAGACCAGCGCAUGAAUCACCAGGAGUGGCCCGGUCAUGUGACCCAGCGCCAGCCCCCCUAUGGGCCGGCCGGCUCGCCCAUGCCCCGCCCCAUGCCGUCCAUGCAGAACCACAUUCCGCAGGUGUCCAGCCCCGCCCCCAUGCCCCGCCCCAUGGAGAGCCGCCCCUCCCCCAUGCACAGCGGGAUCAAGAUGCAGAAGGCGGGGCCUCCCGUUCCCGCCUCCCACAUCGGCCACUCCUCCUCGCAGCCGCCACUCAUCCGCAUCAGCUUCCCGCCGGGGUCCGUGGAGGCCACGCCCCCCGUGCUCAAACCGCGACGACGCCUCAACACAAAAGACAUCGGGACGCCGGAGGCGUGGCGGGUGAUGAUGUCACUGAAGUCGGGUUUGCUGGCGGAGAGCACCUGGGCGCUGGACACCAUCAACAUCCUGCUGUACGACGACAGCAGCAUCUCCACCUUCAGCCUGUGCCAGUUGCCGGGCUUCCUGGAGUUGAUCGUGGAGCACUUCCGCCGCUGUCUGAUAGAGAUCUUCGGGAUUCUGCGGGAGUACGAGGUUGGGGACCCUGGGCAGCGCACCCUGCUGGACCCCCACGCCCUGGACCGCCAACGCGCCGAGCCCGACGGGGCGGAGCCUGACGGGGCGGAGCCCGACGAGCUGGAGGAAGAGGAGGGCGAUGUGGACGAGGAGGAGGAGGAUGAUGAAGAGGACGAAGAGGAGCCGUCCACGUCUGCACAGGAGGAGCAGCCGGGCAAGAAGCCUGGUGAGGGGGAGGAGCCUGAGAGCAGGCAGGGCCAAUCGCCUGUCCCGGACGGCCAGGGCUCCGCCCCCAGUGCAGAGGCAUCGCCCCCCAAGGAGAAGCCCAAGCAGGCCAGCAAGUUCGACAGGCUGCCCAUCAAGGUGGUGCGCAGGAGGGACCCGUUUGGGGCGAGCCGGGGGGGCCGGGGGGGCCGCGGUCGUGUGCAGGAGUUCGACAGCGGCCUCGUCCACUGGAGCGUGGGGGGCGGAGACACCACCCAGCACAUCCAGACGCACUUCGAGAGCCGUGCCCUCCCGCUGCAGUCGCCAAACUUCCCGGCCCCGCCCCCCGCCCCGCCCCCGCCUACCGAGCCACGUGGCCAGGGAGAGGGGGCGGAGCCAGCCGCCGCGGAGACGGAGACAGGCGCCAGCAUCACAGCCACCAUGGACGACGUUCUGUCGGCGCGCCACAGUUCCACCCCGGAGCAGGAGGGGGCGCCAGAGGGCGGGCGGGACGGCGGCCCCUCCUUCCCCUUCGUCUGCGGCCCGGCCCAGCAGGGCCGGCGGACCCUGACCAUCCUGGAGGACGAGCCGCACAGUAAAGACGAGGCUCCGCUGGGCACGCUGGCGCCCUGGCAGGAUGCCCUCACCCGCCGCUGCGUCUGCGUCUCCAACAUCCUGCGCAGCCUCUCCUUCGUCCCCGGAAACGACCUGGAGAUGUCCAAGCACCCCGGCCUGCUGCUGCUGCUGGGCCGGCUGGUCCUGCUGCACCACCGCCACCCCCAGCGCAAGCAGGCCCCGCUCACCUACGAGAAGGAGAAGGAGGAGGAGGGCGGGGCGGGGGGCGGGGCGGGCGAGUGGUGGUGGGACUGCCUGGAGCUGCUGCGGGAGAACUGCCUGGUGACGCUGGCCAACAUGUCGGGCCAGCUGGACCUGUCCGCGUACACGGAGAGCAUCUGCCUCCCCCUGCUGGACGGGCUGCUGCACUGGGCCGUCUGCCCCUCGGCCGAGGCCCAGGACCCCUUCCCCACGCUGGGGCCCAGCGCUGCCCUGUCCCCCCAGAGGCUGGUCCUGGAGGCCCUGAGCAAGCUGAGCGUGCAGGACAGCAACGUGGACCUGAUCCUGGCCACGCCCCCCUUCAGCCGGCUGGAGAAGCUGUUCGGCACGCUGGUGCGGCUGGUGGGCGAGCGGAAGGUUCCGGUGUGCCGCGAGAUGGCCGUGGUGCUGCUGGCCAACUUAGCGCAGGGCGACAGCCUGGCGGCGCGCGCCAUCGCCGUGCAGCGGGGCAGCGUGGGAAACCUGCUGGGCUUCCUGGAGGACAGUCUGGCGGCGGCGCAGUUUCAGCAGAGCCCGAGCUCGCUGCUGCACCUGCAGGGGGCGCCGCUGGAGCCCACCAGCGCGGACAUGAUGCGGCGGGCGGCCCGCGCCCUCCACGCCCUGGCCAAGCUCCCGGAGAACCGCGGCGAGUUCACGCUCUACGAGUCCCGCCUCCUCGACAUCUCCGUGUCCCCGCUCAUGAACUCGCUGGUGUCCCACGUGAUCUGUGACGUACUCUUUCUGAUUGGCCAGUCAUGACGGCCGUGGCUCCGCCCCCCUCCCCUCUGUGUGAGUGUGUGAGCAAGCGAGUGUGUGUGUGUGUGUGUGUGCGCGUGUGCUGAUGACGGAGAGCGAAACUGAUUCGUUUUUUUUAUUUUUAUUUAUGCAAAAAACACCUCGGAUUCCACUGUCUGAUACCCCCCCUUAACCCCCCUCCACCCAGCUGUGCCCGAAACGGACGGGCAUCAUGAAGUAGCUGGAUUUUUAAGCAGAUAAUUGUACAAACGUUGUAAUCAUUGCAGACGAUCAGACCUAGAAUCCUGGCUUAGGGACCGCGUGCCACCCAAAACCAAGGCCUUUUUUUACGAAAAAUAAAAUGGAAAAAUUAAAAAAAUUUUAAAAAGAAAGAAAAACAAAAAAAACAGAACUGUAACCAAAGUUGCUGUCCCGUUUACAGUGAGUUUGGGGGACCCCGGGGGACUGCGAGGAGCUGAUUUGUGGGUGGUGUUUGGGCGGAGCACUGCUGGACUCGGAUGUACACGGCCCUACAGGAACCACACUAUCAGCUGUGAACACGCGUUUUAAACCAGAGGCCUGUGCAGUAGAUUGUAGGACUUUUCUGUACUGUACACCUUGCGAAUAUGACUGUAAACAUACUGUAACGAUGCUCUUUCACACUGAAGUGCUGGCUCUGCCACACAACCGUAGUUUUUAAAAAAGAAAAAAAAGAAACUGUUUUUAGUUAACGUUGGAGAGAGAGAAAAAAGUCCCCCAAAGUUUGGUGAAAUACUCACAACGCCCCGACCUCUUCUCUCACCCUCCAGUGUGUAAAUCAGCCAUUACAGGAGUCCCCUGAGGACUAAUGUCCAGUGUCACGGGUGGUGUAUAUAUGACGUUGUACAUUAAUGACAUUCUCUCUGUCUCUCUUUCUUUCCCUCACCCUCUGAAGCUCUUCACCUUUUUAUAACUUUGAGGAAUAAAAGGGUUUGGGUUACCCAAGCGCCAGUCUCCCUUCAUCCAAUCCCAUCAUGCAUCACACUGAUUUAGCCCCGCCCUUUGGCACACGGCCGCUCUGAUUCUCCUCAGCCAUUGGCUGUGGUCCUUGUGGCAGUUGCCGGACAGACCCCCGCCCCCCGACCCCUGACCCCUGAGCUCACGCUGAGGCCGCGUUCACACCCCCCCUCCGAUGAUGAAACACAAAUCUGAGAUUUUUUUUCCAGUGACAUGAAUUCUACAUAUUUGUAUUUCAGACAAUGUAGCUAAAAACUUGAUGUAAAUUCCUUCUUUUUUCCUUUUUGGCUUAAUGAAUAUCAUUUAUUCAGUAUGAAAUCUUUAUACUAUAUGUUCCACGUGUUAAGAAUAAAUGUACAUUAAAUCUU
Messenger RNA from Anguilla rostrata (American eel), 8787 nucleotides. RefSeq names its product AT-rich interactive domain-containing protein 1A-like. The record is from RefSeq and is a predicted model, not a curated record. The transcript is spliced from 20 exons. Lineage: Eukaryota; Metazoa; Chordata; Actinopteri; Anguilliformes; Anguillidae. Gene Ontology annotation, biological process: regulation of transcription by RNA polymerase II; positive regulation of DNA-templated transcription; chromatin remodeling. Gene Ontology annotation, molecular function: nucleosome binding; DNA binding. Gene Ontology annotation, cellular component: nucleoplasm; nBAF complex; SWI/SNF complex. Bases 629 to 7447 code for a protein of 2272 amino acids.